AUGAACCUAGGCAAUGUUCAGUUGCUAAACACUCUAUGGCAGCAUUCUUACUCCUGCGGGGAUACAUACGAAGGACACAAUGCAGUGCUGGGAACGCUUCCUUGCUGCCUCAACGUCACGGUAAACGAGGACAUCUGUGGGAUUCUCUCACUUCUCAUCAUGAGGCAUGCUGCAGAAACUCUUCUGCGGCGCGCAGUCGCCGAAGGCACCGUAACGGUGGCCGAGUUGCAAGGCUUCUGCCAGACGGACUAUGCAGGAGUUGCACGGAUACUUAAGCUGGACGCAGGUCUAAAUGAGGUGGUUAUAGCUGUGAAGCUUCAAGAAAUAGGCGGAGCGGCCCUCUUGGCAAUGCAGCCCAAAGACUUUGCGUCUGCCCUGUCCCUUACCCACGCUCAGCAAGGAGAGCGUUUGGAAGCUUUUUUGUCCGCUCUAAAGGAAGUGGCAGCAAACCCGGAUGGGUGCGCGCAGCAGCAACAGGCAGUUCCCGCAGCUGCUGAUACUGCAGGCACAGCUGCUGUUACUGCAACCAAAAAGAAACGGCGAAGCGACCAAGAAACUGUUGCGGCGGCAGCGCCUGUGCAGCGAAAAACUCCAGGUGUUCCUAAGGGCCUCCGGGGACCUCGUGUCUCGGGCCUGAAAAGGCCAGCACCCACUGCCCCUGUUAUCGAAAGUACGGCAGUUUCCGUUGCGCCUAUCUCUCCCCCAGUGGCAGCAGCGGCUGUACAGUCUGGUGAAACGCAGAUGCAGCAGCAAUUAGCAGAUCCACCCGUCCCGCACGAGGGACAAGGCAACAACCUCGGAACAGAUUCUUCAAAGAAGCAGCGGCAGAAAAGAGAUAAACGACAGAGCAAACAAGCCAAAGGGAAAACAGGAGAUCCUGAGGUUAAGAACCAGCCGCAAGUGCGACGAAAAAAGCAACAACAACAGCAGCCGGAAGCAGCAAGCCGGACUAGUGGCAAAAGCCACCUGCGAGCAAAGCUGAUGGCUUGGGGAGCUUCCAUAUUGGGUCUCAAGGGCCGGUUUGACUCUGCGCUGAGGCAAAAGGCGGCGUAUAGGAACAAGCGGGCGCUCCUCUCCACAACUGGAUUCCCGGAAGGCGCGGGUGUACAGAACGAACUGCCGACCCUUGUACGGCGAUUGGGAACAUUGAAUGGAGUUCCCGCGGCAUUCGAGUGGAAGCCCCAAUAUCCUGAAAAAAUCACCCACCUUAUUUGCAGCAAUGAGUUAGUGCGCCCCACAGUGAAGCUUUACUUUGCCUUGGUGAACGGAGCGUUCAUUUUGAAGGAAGAGUUUCUCCAAGAAGCCAGGAAACAGAAGGCAUGGCCAGAUCCUCAACAGUUCCAGAGGUCAGAUUUUCCGUCUGUUGAACAGCGGGACAAGUCUCGUUGGCUUUUGAGGAGCUUGCCUGUUUGCAUCGAUGGACCUUACCGUCCUUCUGGCCUCUCCAAACAACAGCUGCAGACACUGGUUCUCUCUGCUGGAGGAAUCUUGGAAGAUGAUGCGCCUGCAACCGUUCGGGUGCUGGAAGACCUAGAGGCGCUGCGCCGCCGGCAGGCCAGAGGCUUAUGGGACUUUCAGGGAGAGGGAAAACAGAAGCCAGUUGCUGUUUCUACUCAGUGGCUACUCGAUUGCAUCAGGUCAUGGGAGAUGCUGCCACGGGAUAAUUAUGUGCUUAGCCUGUCGAACCCGCCUCCAAGUAAAUUGGGUGAAAACACCGCUGAGGUCGCACAGAAGAAACGCCCGAAAGAAGCGGAAACCGGGAGCAGCCUGGGCAAGAAGGGAAAGACGGGGAGGGGGCGGAAGAAGCGAACUGAUAUGGUAGGAGAUGGCUGUGAGGGUUUGCCUCAGAGCGAAGUAUCGAAAGGGCCGAAAGAAGGGAUGGCAGCCCUCCAGAUAACGGUAGAGCAACCGCAAGGAUCGCUGGGCCGGCAGCCAGAUGCUGCAGCAGAGUCAGAAGAGAAUGCUCCCAGCAUGGCACAGCCUAUUCACGCACAGCAAGAGGAACGGAAGAACCCAGAGCCAAACCCUGCACAGCCAAAGGAGGAGCAAGGUGCAUCAGCUGCAAAGGGUGUUGCCCGGCAAGGAAUGAAGGAGCGCUCGUCUUCCAAACGCCUUCGAAGUGAAGGAAAAAAACCCAGUGAACAUGGCUCUCGAAAGAAGAAACUACAUACUCCUCUACCUGCCGAAGAGAAGCAAGACGUAACUGUACUGCGAAACGCCUCAGACGCAUUGCCAGAGAGCGGCAGCGAAGUAACUGCCCCUGCGGGUGAUGUGGCAGUGACAGUGGAUGCAGCCCCUACUGCAGAGAAACAGAGCCCCCUUAAGGACAAGCCGACAGCGAGAAGUCCAACUGGUGAAGGGGGCUGCACCGAAAAUGAAGACGGGUUAGCUGCUUCGCCUGCUGUUGAUGACUGGCAACCACCGGAGGAAAACUCUCCCCUUGAAGAAGGGGGGGCUGCAGAAGCAGUAGCAUUUUCACCUGCUGCUCCAGCAGCGGAGGCAGCCACCGAUUUCCCUCAACGCGAAUGCCCAGCUAGCACUUCUCAGGCUACUGCUGCCGGGGAUGCCUUACAGCUUCCUGGAGAACAUCUGGAUGUGGCGGGUUUGUUUGAGCCAGAGGAAGCAGACGCUGCUGAGUACAACUUCGAUCUCAAGGACAAUUGUACCAUGGGACAGAAGUUGGAGGAUCUUCAGACGAAUGAGCCCUCAAACACUCAGCGAGACCCUGUGAGUGCAUCUCAUCUGAACGAGAACAUGCCGAGCAAUACCGAGCAAUAA
Molecule: messenger RNA, 2778 nt
Organism: Eimeria mitis
Lineage: Eukaryota; Apicomplexa; Conoidasida; Eucoccidiorida; Eimeriidae
Exons: 8
Coding region: 1-2778 (925 amino acids)
Source: RefSeq, a predicted model, not a curated record